AUGGGUACUAGUUCAUUUGGUGGAAUUUUGAAGAAGCAGAGGAGGAGUAAUGGUUGUGAUGCAUCAUUGUUGUUUUCAGUUGUUGUUCUUGGUGUUUUGAUGCUGAUUACUAUUGUUAAUGCUGAUCGAUUUGGUGCUGAUGAUGAUAAGCACUUCUUGGGACGUCGUGGUGGACUUGGUGGUGGUGGAGGUUUAGGACAUGGUAUUUACAGCAAGGGGUUUAGACAUGGUGGAGGACUUGGUGGUGGGGGUGGUAUAGGGGGAGGUGCUGGCGGUGGAUUUGGAGGUGGAGGUGGUUUGGGUGGUGGAGGCGGAGGAUUAGGUGGAGGUGGUGGUGGUGGCAUUGGAGCUGGUGGAGGUGGUGGACUAGGAGGUGGGGGUGGAGUCGGAGGUGGUGCUGGUGGGGGUGCGGGAGCUGGUGGAGGCAUAGGCGGUGGCGCAGGUGCCGGUGGUGGAACUGGUGGAGGCGGUGGUGCUGGAGCUGGUGGAGGUGCUGGUGGUGGUGUUGGGGGUGGAGGUGGGGUUGGUGGGGGUGCUGGAGCUGGUGGAGGUGUAGGUGGUGGUGCAGGUGCUGGCGGCGGUAUCGGUGGAGGUGGUGGACUAGGAGGUGGAGGUGGUGCUGGCGGUGGUAUUGGAGUAGGAGGUGGUGUCGGUGGUGGAGCUGGUGCUGGUGGUGGAAUUGGUGGAGGUGGGGGAUUGGGAGGUGGUGGAGGAAUGGGAGGAGGAGGCGGUGCUGGUGGAGGCGGAGGAGUAGGUGGUGGAGCCGGUGGAGGAAUUGGUGGUGGGGCUGGUGGUGGAGGUGGAUUUGGUGGUGGGGGUGGAGGAGGUGUAGGAGGCGGUGCAGGUUUUGGCGCUGGUGGAGGCUUCGGUGCUGGAGCUGGUGUAGGCCUUGGGGGUGGGGGCGGAGGCGGUGGAGGAGGAGGAGGCGGUGGAGCUGGUGGAGGUGCAGGUUUUGGAGGAGGAUUUGGAGCCGGUGGUGGUGCUGGCAGUGGUAAUUAA
This is a messenger RNA of Papaver somniferum (opium poppy), 999 nucleotides long. Its product is annotated as glycine-rich cell wall structural protein-like. The transcript has a single exon. Bases 1 to 999 code for a protein of 332 amino acids. Lineage: Eukaryota; Viridiplantae; Streptophyta; Magnoliopsida; Ranunculales; Papaveraceae. The record is from RefSeq and is a predicted model, not a curated record.